AUGUUACUUCCCCAUCCCCCCCAUCCCCUACCUCGUCUUUGGGUUUCUAGAUUUGUCCAGGAAAUGAAGCGAUCCUGCCGGGAUUCGAUUCGGGACCAUGAAGUGUGGUGCAACUCACUGGACCCAUCCAUCCGCAGGGAGCCACCCCAUGUGUUUGGGGAUAUCUGUGAUGUGUUCUUUGACAAAGGAUUUCUAGAUGAGGGAAGCUUCAUCCAGAAGUUGCUCCACGCUGACGGGGCAGCGUUGGCAUCACACGCUUUCUGCCACACCCACAACACUUACUGUGGUCUCUGGCCUGGACGGUCUGCUGCGGCGGCAGAUGUCGAAGUCGCGGGCCUGCCGUGCACUGACUACAGCAAAGCGGGCAGGCGUCAGCGCCACGAGGGGGUGACGAACAAGGUUUUCAUCUCCCACGCAAAGCGGCACGUCGAGCUUGGCACACCGCUGCUCAUCUUGGAGAAUGUUUGGGACAUGGUCGACAAAACCCCUUUCCCAACAGCCCCAUAA
Messenger RNA from Symbiodinium natans, 507 nucleotides. Lineage: Eukaryota; Dinophyceae; Suessiales; Symbiodiniaceae. The record is from the annotation of a GenBank genome assembly.